AUGUCUUGUGGUCGUCAUCGCCGCCGAUCAAUAGUUUCUUCCACUUUAAAUUCACGCUUAAAUAAUCAGCACGAAGGUUCGAUUUCAAAAACAAAACCAGCUGAAAAAUUUCAUCAUAUAUCUCAUCGUCGCAAAUGUAACCAUGCAGGAUAUUUAACGGAACAAAUAUCACGAGAAAAUACUAUGCGUUCCGAUCGAUUUCAAAUCCUAGAUGAUCAUGGUACUGAUGUUACACCACGACUCAUAACUGAUUAUCUGCGAGUUAAUAGAAAAAAUCUUCGUGAAGAUAGAAAGUCAAGAGGAGAAGUAGAAAAUCAACUAGUGUUAGAAAAUCAAGAACAGUCUGCUUCUGAAAAAAGUAUUCUCGAUAGAACAAAUUCAACUUCAAAUCUUGUUCAUACUGCUACCGUAUUUUCUAUUGGAGAAAAAACAACACUUGAUAUAGGCACAAGAAUUAUAUUAGAAAGUGAACAUUUACUUGAUCAAACUGAAAAUGAUCGCAUAUCUCAUGAGAGUAUGAAUCAAGCAUAUCAAACAACCUUCCUACCUGGACUUGGUCUAGAAUGUAUUGAUCCAUUGAAAGAUGAUGUUGUUUUAAGUGAAAGCGAAACAAAGUUUAUUUUGGAUCUGACGAGUCAUAUUGUCUGCCAAGAAGAUCAUGAUAAAUACAAUGAAAUCAAUGAAAAAAAUAAAACUUACAUGAACUUAUGUAAAAAUCGGCAAGGCAAUGAUUUAUAUAUCGAACGUGGUAUGCAAACAUUUAAUGAUUUACGUAAACAUAAACAGAUCAUCACUGAUCCUGUGUUAACACGAUCACAACAAUCAUGGUUUAAUAUGUGGGAUCUAUAUGAUUCUGCAGUCGAAACAAAUCAAAACGAAGAUCAAAAUCAUCGUCGACAUCCAAUAUAUCGCAGUCAGGAUCUGUACGAUAAUAAAAUAAAAAAUAACGAAUAUGAGAAUAAUAUUGUAGAGGAAAAAACAUUCUCAUCACAAAAUUCACCUAGAUUCUUUUCACAAGAUUCUCUAGGCAAGAUGACUUUGCCCCAAAACAAUUGUUUUCAAUUGAAAUAUAGUACUAAAACUGAAUUGCCUGAUAUUGAUGUCGAUGCAUUUAUUAUGGAACGUAUCCUGAACUUGAAUAAUCGACCUUCGAUAAUAAACGAUAUGAAUAAUGACUCUAUCGAUAAAAAAGAUUUGUCAUCUACGAAACACUUUAUUCUGAGUCUUGAACGUUUAUGGCAUUAUAGUUGUUACUUAACACAUAAUCGAAGUGUUUCUUGCUUAUGUUGGAAUGAAAAAAAUCAUGAUUUAUUGACUGUAGGCUAUGGUAAAUUUCAAUAUAAUAAUGACAAACAAGGCCUCGUUUGUUGUUGGAAUGUCAAAAAUCCUGAAUUUCCUGAACGUUAUUAUCAAACGGAUGCUGGCGUAACAUCAUUAUCAUUUUCACUGAAACGUCCAAAUUUAUUAGCUGUUGGCUUGUUCAAUGGUAAUAUCUGCAUCUUUGAUCUUAAUCAAAAUAAUACAUCUCCGAUUGUUGACACAAAUGAAAAUGAUAAAAAACAUUCAAAACCUGUUUGGCAAAUAUAUUGGAAUGAACAAGAUCGUUUAUUUGAGAUCAACAAUAUUGAAACACUAGUAUCGAUUUCAUCUGAUGGUCGUAUGACGCAGUGGAUCCUUCGAAAAGAAUUUGAAGCCACUGAUCUUAUGCAUUUCAAAUCUUAUAAUUCAUCACAAACAACAUGCCGAGCAUUAAAAAAAGAUAACAAAACAAAUAAUAAUGGAUAUUUUUCAAAAUUGGUUGGUGGUCUUUGUUUUGAUAUGCAUUUGAACGAUAAAACCAUUUAUUUAUGUGGCACUGAUGAAGGGUCUAUUCAUCGAUGUUCAACUAUAUAUAAUGAAAAAUAUUUGGAGUCUUACAUAGGUCACACAGGUCCUGUUUAUAAAGUUCAUUGGUCUCCAUUUGCUGAAAAUAUAUUUCUAAGUGCCAGUGCAGAUUGGACAGUUCGAUUAUGGAUGAUUGGAUGUGAUCAAUCCUGUAUGAUAGUUUCAUCCUCAAACUCAAAAAUAUUUUUCGAUGCCAUUUGGUCACCGAAAUCAUCAACUAUGUUUUGUUGUGUUAGUGAAAAUACAAUUGAAAUUUGGGAUUUAUCUAAGAGCACACUUGAUCCAAUUUGCAUCGCUACUAGUACAAAUCAACGUACACUAACAUCGAUUGCGUAUGCUACAGAUUCUGAUUGCGUCUUAGUUGGAACAAGUGAUGGUGCAGUGUGGAUUUAUCAUCUAGCAAAUCUAUCUUCAUCUGCUAAUGCAAAUGAUUUGAUCACAAUCGUUCAACAGAGUUUACUCGGUCAACUUGAUUCUCGUGAAAAAACAAAUAUAUACCGAGAAACUUCGUUUACAUCGAUUCAAUCCAAUUGA
Molecule: messenger RNA, 2418 nt
Organism: Rotaria socialis
Lineage: Eukaryota; Metazoa; Rotifera; Eurotatoria; Philodinida; Philodinidae
Source: the annotation of a GenBank genome assembly